AGACAUGACUACAUUGAUUUCCUUCCUGAUUUUCAAGAAAGGGAAGUUGAAACUAACACCAUCCAUUUUAGAGUGUUAUCCUCACUUAGGACAUUGUUAUAUAAUAGCCUACACAUAUGCGUCGUCUUUAUUUUUUCCUCUUCACCCUGACCCAAGUGUCUUCCAGCACCCUCAAAGUCAUUGGCUUCUUUGGGCACAAUGUCACUUUGCCCUGUAUGUAUGACAGCCUAACUCAUGGCGUCCUGAGUUUCUGUUGGGGACGAGGGAUGGUGCCCAGGUCCCAAUGCUCCAACACCAUCCUCUCCUCACAGGAUGGGGCUGAGCAUUUCAGGCAGUCUCCCAGGUACCAGCUGCUGGGCAGGGUGACCGACGGAGAUGUGUCGCUGACCAUCCUGGAUGCUCAAUGGAGUGAUGCCGGUGUGUACGGCUGCAGGAUCGAGAUCCCCGGGUGGUUUAAUGACAAAAAGAUCAACACAUACCUGGUCAUUGAGGAAGCCCCUGUGGAACAACCUGUUACCCAGGAAUGGACACCGACUGCAGGUGACACAUUGACAACAUUAUUGACUAACAAAGUUGAAGUUGGUGAAACAAUUGGAAUCACAACAGCGGAGGAAAAAAUUAAAGCGGGAAACAUUGGCAGAUUGGCAGCUAUUUUCUUCUUCAUCAUAAUCAUCACCCUUGUCUUUGUUUUCCGGAGGAGGUUUCUGCCGAAGAGGACACUUCAACAUCUCAACAACUCAACUGCUGAGAACAUUUAUGAAGUAUUAUAAAGUGUUCUAGAUGAGAUGGUCCACAAAGGAGUCUAUAAGAAACUGCUAGCUGAAUGUGUCAUGUGCUGACUCUAUCCACCUCCUCAGCUUUAAAGGCAAACCUUUUGAACCCUUUUCCACGGUAAAGCAGCUUACAGGAUCCUUUUAUUCUCAGAUGGCUCCGAAAAAAUCCAAAGUGUGUCAUAUGUGGCUGAGAAGAUGAUAAAAUACCCUGCAGAAUAAUUAAUAUGCAAUUUGUUGAUUUUUCAUGACAAAAUUGAUCUCACAGCCCAAGUAUAAUAGUGGUUUAUACUUGUGGGCGCAAUUCCACCUGUUGGACUAAAUGCAUUAUUAUCAAUAUAUUGGCGAAGAUUCCACCUUGAAUUUACUGCACACUCAAUCAAAUGUCUAUUCCUAUUCUGUUUUGAAGAACGUUGGAUCUGAUAUCGGAAUUGUAUAUGAUUUGUUUAAAAAUUGGCAAAUCCACAAUACAUGCUUCUCUCAGGCCUAACUCUCAGGUCAAAAAAAAUUGUAUUUGGGUUCAUUUUAUGAUUGCUCAAUUCCACUGUCAAAUUUUGCUGUGAGGUGAAAGAAAUCAGGUUUCUUCAGCCUAAUAUGAUUUUUAAAUAUUUCGAGGAGUCACUCUAAAAAGUCAAUGUCUUUUAUGAAAAACAAUAUCACAUUAUAUCUCUGUUUUUCUUCAAAUUACAUCAUCACUAAGGUCCAUCUAUAUUCAGAAGAUGCACAAAAUUAAGCCACAUUUGGAGAACAA
Molecule: messenger RNA, 1521 nt
Organism: Etheostoma cragini (Arkansas darter)
Lineage: Eukaryota; Metazoa; Chordata; Actinopteri; Perciformes; Percidae
Product: hepatitis A virus cellular receptor 1 homolog
Exons: 6
Coding region: 117-770 (217 amino acids)
Source: RefSeq, a predicted model, not a curated record